AUGGACAACAUCUCCUCCUUCUCCUCAUUCUCUCUCACAGCUCUGAAUGACACCAGCAGGUCCGGCAGGAUCGCUAUUUUCUCUUUCGUCCUCCCAGGCUAUUUAAUGACCAUUUUUGUGAACGCAUCCUUAAUUUUCAUAAUUGUUCUGGAGAAAAUUCUCCACCAGCCUAUGUAUAUAUUUGUAUGCAAUUUGUGUAUAAACGGAUUGUUCGGAGUCACAGGAUUGUAUCCACCCCUUCUGUAUUAUUUACUAAAUGAAACCAAUGUUAUCUCUCUGGAAGAAUGUGCCAUCCAAAGCUUUGCCAUUUUCUCUUAUGCAAUAGGUGAGUUUACUAAUCUGUGCAUAAUGGCGUUCGAUAGAUACUUAGCAAUUUGCAGACCUCUGUACUACCAUACUGUCAUGACAACCAUCACGGUUUGGAGACUGGUAACUUUCAUUUGGAUGUUUCCCUGCUGCACUGCAAUACUGAUGAUACUGAUGACACUCAGGUUUCCUAUUUGCAUGAACCAGAUAGACAAACUGUACUGUGAAACCUGGGUCUUGGAGAGACUUGCCUGCACGGUGGACACUGCUCAGUUUGUGCUCAGUGGAAUAUUAACAUGUGCUAUUAAUGCUCUGGUAUGCUUUGUGUUUGUGUCUUACAUAAAAAUCCUGAUCGCUUGUAGGCACUCUGUUCAAAAUCACAAGAAGUUCAUGACAACAUGCCUGCCACAUUUGAUAGCCUUUUUUAAUUAUGUGGUCUGGUCACUUUUUAGUAGUUUCUAUGAGCGCUUUGGAACUAGCAGCUUGUCUCAGGGUUUUAAAAACUUCUUGUCACUUUCCUUUCUGAUCAUUCCACCUUUGGUUAAUCCUAUAAUAUAUGGAAUUGUACUAACGCCUAUUAGGACUAAAGCAAAAAAUGUAUUCCAAAGCUUAAGAGUAAGUCAUACCGAUUGA
Labeo rohita (rohu) is the source of this 939-nucleotide messenger RNA. RefSeq names its product odorant receptor, family 61, subfamily A, member 1 (gene or61a1). Bases 1 to 939 code for a protein of 312 amino acids. NCBI's taxonomy places the organism in Eukaryota, Metazoa, Chordata, Actinopteri, Cypriniformes, Cyprinidae. Gene Ontology annotation, cellular component: membrane. Gene Ontology annotation, biological process: G protein-coupled receptor signaling pathway. Gene Ontology annotation, molecular function: G protein-coupled receptor activity; olfactory receptor activity. The transcript has a single exon. The record is from RefSeq and is a predicted model, not a curated record.